This is a messenger RNA of Henningerozyma blattae CBS 6284, 1767 nucleotides long. RefSeq names its product protein anchor VAC8 (gene VAC8). Gene Ontology annotation, cellular component: fungal-type vacuole membrane. The coding region runs from base 1 to 1767 and encodes 588 amino acids. Gene Ontology annotation, biological process: nucleus-vacuole junction assembly; vacuole inheritance. The transcript has a single exon. NCBI's taxonomy places the organism in Eukaryota, Fungi, Ascomycota, Saccharomycetes, Saccharomycetales, Saccharomycetaceae. Gene Ontology annotation, molecular function: protein binding; protein-membrane adaptor activity. The record is from RefSeq and is a predicted model, not a curated record.
AUGGGUAAAUGCUGUAGUUGUCUUAAAAAGUCAACCGAUGAGACUACAAUUUUACCAAUUGCUGAUAAUGAGCGUGAGGCUGUAACUCUUCUGUUAGGCUAUCUAGAAGAUAAAGAUCAUUAUGAUUUUUAUUCUGGCGGUCCAUUAAAAGCUUUAACGACGUUAGUAUAUUCAGAUAAUUUAAAUCUUCAAAAAAGUGCAGCAUUAGCAUUUGCUGAAAUUACUGAAAAAUAUGUUAGACCUGUUUCUAGAGAUGUUUUAGAACCAAUUUUAAUAUUAUUACAAAGUCAGGAUCCUCAAAUUCAAGUUGCUGCUUGUGCGGCCUUGGGUAACUUGGCUGUCAAUAAUGAAAAUAAAGUUUUAAUCGUUGAUAUGGGUGGUUUAGAACCUUUGAUAAAGCAAAUGAUGGGCAAUAAUGUGGAGGUUCAAUGUAAUGCUGUCGGUUGUAUUACAAACUUAGCUACGCAGGAUGAUAAUAAGCAUAAAAUUGCUACUUCAGGAGCCCUGGUGCCUUUAGCUAAAUUAGCAAAAUCCAAACACAUCAGAGUACAGAGGAAUGCUACGGGUGCUUUGUUAAAUAUGACGCAUUCUGGAGAAAAUAGAAAGGAACUUGUAAAUGCAGGUGCUGUUCCCGUUCUGGUUUCCCUAUUAUCUUCUGUAGAUCCAGAUGUUCAAUAUUAUUGUACCACUGCAUUAUCGAAUAUUGCUGUAGAUGAAGAAAACAGAAAGAAGUUGUCUCAAACAGAACCAAGAUUAGUUUCAAAAUUAGUAUCCUUAAUGGACUCUCCCUCAGCGAGAGUUAAAUGUCAAGCCACUUUGGCAUUGAGAAAUUUGGCUUCAGAUACUAGCUAUCAGUUGGAAAUUGUUCGUGCUGGUGGGUUACCUCAUUUAGUUAGAUCCAUUCAAAGUGAUUCAAUGCCUCUAAUUUUAGCAAGUGUUGCUUGUAUUAGAAAUAUCUCUAUUCAUCCAUUAAAUGAAGGUUUAAUUGUGGAUGCUGGUUUCUUAAAACCAUUAGUAAAAUUAUUAGAUUACACAGACUCCGAAGAAAUACAAUGUCAUGCAGUUUCCACCUUAAGAAACUUGGCUGCAUCUUCUGAAAAAAACCGUAAGGAAUUUUUAGAAAGUGGUGCAGUUGAAAAAUGUAAAGAAUUGGCAUUGUCCUCUCCAAUAAGUGUGCAAAGUGAAAUUUCUGCUUGUUUUGCUAUUUUAGCUCUAGCUGAUGUUUCAAAACUAGAUUUAUUAGAUGCUGGUAUCUUGGAUGCAUUAAUACCAAUGACAUUUUCUGAUAAUCAAGAAGUAUCAGGAAAUGCUGCUGCUGCAUUGGCUAAUCUAUGUUCUCGAAUUAAUAACUAUGAAAAAAUACUGGAUGCUUGGGAAAGCCCUUCUACUGGUAUCCGCGGCUUCUUAGUCAAUUUUCUGAACAGUAAUUAUGCCACAUUUGAACACAUAGCAUUGUGGACGAUUUUACAACUUUUAGAAAGUCAUAAUGCAAGAGUCUUAGAAUUGGUAAAAAACGAUACAGAAUUGAUUGAUGGUGUUAAGAAAAUGGCCAAGUCCACUUAUGAAAGAACAAAGAAAUCAAAUACUAUUAAUAAAGAUAAUGAUAUGAACGGUAAUAAUGGCUCAACUCUGGAUAAAAAUAAUAUUAACAGUUCAAAUAUAAUUAAUAAUGAUGAUUUGACUACAUCGGGCUCUACUGAUCAACAAGAGGAUAACACCGUUGAUCUAUAUAACAUUACUCAACAAAUUUUGCAAUUUUUGAUAUAA